UUAAAGCUAGAGUCUUGACUACGGCGGUAAAUCGCAGCUUGAUGACGAAAACAGUUGAACGUAAAACUCUUUUGACAAGUUGUAUGUAAAAGAGGAAGACCGUGCAGCAGCUGAAGUCGGUGCUUUCCUAGGACAUGUGAAAUUAUUUCGAUCAUGAAGUGAUAAAAUUGCUACAGUAAGAGAAGAGAUUAUGCCUGGAAACAGGUUGGUUCCUGUUUCUAAGUAUGACAGAACAAGUAAAGCAACACAUUGGAAUUAACAGGGACGAUCAGUAUAUUCGCAAGCUACUGGGAGAAUGUCUGACGGCAGCAUUAGUGGAAAUCGUCGAGAAGAAACCCGAUGAUGCAAUAGAAUACCUCGCGCAGUAUCUGUACACAUUCAGGAAAAACAACCCACUUGAGAACGAAAUUCUCUCAGUUGCGAAGGAGCCUCAAUCUGAGCAGAGUAGAGUGGACUUGCUUGAUCACAGUUUCCAUGGAAGACAAUUUCUACCUGACCAGUUUUGUGUGCAGCUACCAGUUGUCCACCGAGAACUAGAUUCUGUGUUUAAACAAAUAGAUGACUUUUUUGAUGAUGACGAUGUCACGUAAUAAAAAAAUGCAGUUAGAGUCAUUAAAUAAUAAGCA
Messenger RNA from Gigantopelta aegis, 626 nucleotides. RefSeq names its product DPY30 domain-containing protein 1-like. NCBI's taxonomy places the organism in Eukaryota, Metazoa, Mollusca, Gastropoda, Neomphalida, Peltospiridae. The transcript has 3 exons. The record is from RefSeq and is a predicted model, not a curated record. The coding region runs from base 225 to 590 and encodes 121 amino acids.